This is a messenger RNA of Haliotis rufescens (red abalone), 894 nucleotides long. Its product is annotated as hepatitis A virus cellular receptor 1-like. Bases 1 to 894 code for a protein of 297 amino acids. NCBI's taxonomy places the organism in Eukaryota, Metazoa, Mollusca, Gastropoda, Lepetellida, Haliotidae. The record is from RefSeq and is a predicted model, not a curated record. The transcript is spliced from 2 exons.
AUGGAACUUUCCCUGAGAGGACUUCUUUCCACCCUCAAUACUCCCCCGUCACCCUCGCAUACUACCCUCACCCUCCCUGUCACCUUCACAUACUACCCCACCCUCCCUGUCACCCUCACAUCACACCCCACCCUCCCUGUCACCCUCACAUUAUACCCCACCCUCCCCGUCACCCUCACAUACUACCUCACCCUCCCUGUCAUCCUCACAUCACACCCCACCCUCCCUGUCACCCUCACAUCACACCCCACCCUCCCCGUCACCCUCACAUACUACCCCACCCUUCCUGUCACCCUCACAUCACACCCCACCCUCCCCGUCACCCUCACAUACUACCUCACCCUCCCUGUCACCCUCACAUCACACCCCACCCUCCCCGUCACCCUCAUUUUAUACCCCACCCUCCCCGUCACCCUCACAUACUACCCCACCCUCCCCGUCACCCUCACAUACUACCCCACCCUCCCUGUCAUACUCACAUUAUACCCCACCCUCCCCGUCACCCUCACAUACUACCCCACCCUCCCCGUCACCCUCACAUACUACCCCACCCUCCCUGUCACCCUCACAUACUACCCCACCCUCCCUGUCAUACUCACAUUAUACCCCACCCUCCCCGUCACCCUCACAUCACACCCCACCCUCCCCGUCACCCUCACAUACUACCCCACCCUCCCUGUCACCCUCACAUACUACCCCACCCUCCCUGUCAUACUCACAUUAUACCCCACCCUCCCCGUCACCCUCACAUACUACCCCACCCUCCCUGUCACACUCACAUACUACCCCACCCUCCCUGUCACCCUCAUUUUAUACCCCACCCUCCCCUUUUUCCUCAAUACACAAGUGAGGGUCUGGGCUAUCGCUUCAUUAUCAUAUGCAGGUCGCCGAUGA